AUGAGUCUCCGGGAACAAGAUCUAGCAAGGCAAGCAAAAACCAAUAACACGCCCUUGAAGUCUAUAUCCCUCACACCGACUGAUCCACAUGAAGUACGAAGUAUUGUUAUGGGACUCAGAUCGCAUAGUGCACCAGGAUGGGACAAAAUCACUGCAACAAUACUAAAACAAAAUAUUUUAACCCUUGCCUUACCCAUCACGUACUUAUGCAAUAAGAGUUUGGAAACCGGUACCUUCCCGGCCAAUUUUAAAAAAGCUGUGGUUUGCCCAAUAUUUAAAUCGGGUGAAAAAAGUGAACCAUCAAACUAUCGACCCAUAUCUCUAUUGUCAACGAUGUCAAAAAUAUUAGAGAAAAUAGUUAACAAAAGGCUAAUCAACUAUCUGGAAAAAAAUGAAAUGCUAAGCAACUGUCAAUUUGGUUUUAGGGCAAAAAAAUCAACGGAGGAUGCUGUUCUAACGCUGGCAUCCAAUAUAGUAACAAAUAUAGAGAAAGGUGACAAAUGUUUAGGAGUUUUUUUGGAUCUCCAAAAAGCUUUUGAUACUGUAUCUACACCGAUUUUGUUGACACGGCUUGAAAACGUUGGCAUAAGAGGAGUCGCUCUGGAAUGGUUCACAGAUUAUCUAACAGGCAGAUCACAAUGUGUGCGAGUGGCAGGAAUCGAAAGUGACGGCGCCGUCUGCAGAUACGGUGUACCGCAAGGCAGCACACUCGGCCCUACUUUAUUUAUCAUUUACGUUAACGAAUUAUGUAAUGUUGCUACUCGAUCGAACAUGGACAUCAUUAUGUUUGCAGACGAUACAGUUUUGAUCUUUCAUGAAGAUUCCUGGGACAAGGUGUUUCAUGCAGCAGAGCAGGGCCUAUCUAAAACUACUGCUUGGCUAGAAGAUAGUCUUCUAUCGCUAAAUGGCAAUAAAACAAAAUAUCUCUGCUUCAGUAAAUCAGUUAUGAGCCAACCAUCUGCAAAACACAAUCUUAAAAUACACAUGUAUCCCUGUAAUCGUGGAGUGAAUCGCUCUAAAUGUGACUGUGCAACCCUAUCUCGUGUAGCUUCCAUUAAGUAUCUAGGUAUAACAGUAGACGUCCAACUUACCUGGGGCCCACACAUAGCGGUUGUGACAACUAGAAUAAGAAAAAUUAUACACAUAUUUAAAAAUCUACGUAACAUCGGGGAUGUAGACCUCUUACUAGGGACGUACAGAGCACUAUGUGAAUGCAUCAUCAGAUAUUGCAUCUGUGUAUGGGGAGGCGCAGGUAAAACUUACCUUUUGACGGCAGAGAGGGCCCAGCGUGCGGUUCUAAAAGUGCUGAUGUACUUACCGUACAGGCAUCCCACUACAGCAGUAUACGAAAAGGCUGGCGUCCUCUCUGUAAGGAAAAUGUUUAUUUAUGAGAUCCUAAGACGCUACCAUAAAAAAAUUAUGUCAACCUUACUUGUGUCAAACAAACGUGUAGAACGUUGCCCGGUACCUAGAACAAAAAGUGCUUCUGGGCAAAGGCAUUUUAAUUUUCUUGGCCCCUACAUAUACAAUAAAUGUAACAAGAUACAAAAAAUAAAAAAGCUCAGUCAUCUAAAGCUGAAAAGAGUUGUACAUACCUGGCUGAGUACAAUGGACUACGACACUGUUGAAAAUCUAUUAAGAGUCGAUAAGUGA
Arctia plantaginis is the source of this 1653-nucleotide messenger RNA. The record is from the annotation of a GenBank genome assembly. Lineage: Eukaryota; Metazoa; Arthropoda; Insecta; Lepidoptera; Erebidae.